Athalia rosae (coleseed sawfly) is the source of this 1986-nucleotide messenger RNA. RefSeq names its product lipase 3-like. The coding region runs from base 397 to 1629 and encodes 410 amino acids. Gene Ontology annotation, molecular function: hydrolase activity, acting on ester bonds. Gene Ontology annotation, biological process: lipid metabolic process. The record is from RefSeq and is a predicted model, not a curated record. The transcript is spliced from 8 exons. NCBI's taxonomy places the organism in Eukaryota, Metazoa, Arthropoda, Insecta, Hymenoptera, Athaliidae.
AUGCAGUUGUGACGUAGAAAAGUAGGCCGACUUUUGAACGGCGAGGAAAGUCGCUUAUCGAAGGUGUUCCAGUGCUUACAAGAAAACGAGACGAUCCUGGUCAAGAACUGCAGUUUUCAAAAAUCGGACGAUAAAACUGCAACAAAAUCGCGCUACACGACUCGCGGUGCGGCAUAAUUUAUUUUUAACUCAGCGCAGAACGAGACGACCACUGUGUCGUUUAUUAAACGAUAGUCGCCGUAUGUGAACGGGUACGAUAAUCAUGCUGGCGGUAUACCCAUAGCCGAUUUCGAGGUAAAACCGCAUCGACACCUGCCAUUGCACAUCGGAAAAGUGUCGGUUGUUACGCAUAAAGUGUUCCGCUGAAAGCAACGGUGAGUCAUUAGCCCCGAGAACAUGAAAGUGCUACCCGAGAUUUCAAUACCCCUGGAGAUCGUCUUCGCUGUUCUUUUAGUCAAUCACGUCGGCGCCAUUCUUAUUAAUCCAGAAAAAAACCCUGACGUUGAUUUGAAAACGACGGAAUUACUGAAUAAAUACGGAUAUCCGACCGAGACUCACCACAUCGUUACGGAGGAUGGAUACAUUCUGGAAACGCACAGGAUCGUCGGCGUUAUGGAAAACGGGAACUACAGGAGCCCUUGGAGAGAAGGCGUUCUGUUAGUGCACGGUUUGGCUGGUAGUUCAGCAGACUGGGUACUCGCUGGUCCUGAAAAAGGAUUAGCUUAUCUGCUCGCUAAUCGGGGUUACGACGUCUGGUUAGGGAAUAGUCGAGGAAAUCUGUACUCGCGAAAUCACACGACCCUGUCCCCCUCGGAAAGAUCGUUCUGGGACUUUAGCUGGCACGAAAUGGGAGUAUUCGAUCUUCCAGCGACCAUAGAUUACAUCCUCGCGGAAUCGUGUAAUGAAAAAAUAUUCUACAUCGGUCAUUCUCAAGGCACAACGCAAUUCUGGGUAAUGGCUUCGGAGCGCCCUGAUUACAAUUCGAAGAUCAUUUUGAUGACCGCUUUCGCACCCGCAGCUUUUACCGCCAACCUACGAGGCCCGGUCACGAAACUUGCUAAACUGACACGCAUUGGUGUGUGGGUCGGCGAGAACUUUGGAUAUCCUGAAUUUACCGAAAGAUCAACUUGGGCGAAAUUCGUUUCGAAUAUCAUCUGCCGCGACUCGUCGUUUACGCAAUUCUUUUGCUCGACCAUAAUCUUCCUUAUCGCCGGAUGGAGUCCAGAUGAAUUGAACUCUACGAUCGUGCCCGUGAUUGUUGGCCACGUAUCGGCCGGUGCUAGUUGGAAACAGUUCAUACACUACGGCCAAGGUACCAUGGAGCAAGGACGUUUCAGGUACUUUGAUUACUACAACGAUGAAAAAAAUUUUAAUCUUUACAAUUCCACCGUGCCACCGGAAUACCGUUUAGAAAAUAUUCGCGCUCCAGUGGCUUUUUUUAACAGCGAAAACGAUUGGCUCGCUACCCCGAAGGAUGUCAGCCUGCUGGAAACUAGAAUUCAAAAUCUGGUAUUAGUUUAUAGGGUAGCGACAAACAGUUUCAACCAUUACGAUUUUUUGUGGGGAACCAACGCUCCGGCAUUAAUUUAUCAGCGACUCUUCAAACUCAUGGAAGAAUAUUCUACGUAAGAUAUAAAUGUGAAAACUUGGGCGGAUCUAUUGAGAUAAUAUUAUUUGUAAGAUUUUUAGAUUUUCCGGUAAGUCUGCAGCACUGUAAACAUGAUCGAAUCAAAAUUUUCUAGUCAACUGCACACGGUGGUGAGAAAUAACUUUUGACCUGCAUGCCAAAAAAAUAUUGAUCUACAUUUUAUUAUUCACGACAGCUUUUACUCGUCGUAUGCUUUGUUGGACAGUAUGUAUGAUGAACGUACUUGCACUGCGUCAUUCCGGCCAUUGACGAAAAUGGCAAGAAAAAAAAGAUAAUAGAGAGAUUGAUAAUCUCUCAAUCUGUUCACCGAUGACAAUAAAAAAAUGGCUAUACUCGAA